Molecule: messenger RNA, 580 nt
Organism: Neurospora hispaniola
Lineage: Eukaryota; Fungi; Ascomycota; Sordariomycetes; Sordariales; Sordariaceae
Exons: 4
Coding region: 188-580 (130 amino acids)
Biological process (GO): nuclear-transcribed mRNA catabolic process; P-body assembly; spliceosomal snRNP assembly
Cellular component (GO): U6 snRNP; spliceosomal tri-snRNP complex; P-body
Molecular function (GO): U6 snRNA binding
Source: RefSeq, a predicted model, not a curated record
GUUAGGUACUACAUAAGCUGUUGCGGCCGGCAAGCUCCAGCUACGCCACGGCGCCAGGACAGGCUUCCCGUCGCGGGCGCACUUCCCUUUGGUCGCUACAUCCAACACGUCAACUUCUCCUUUUGGUCUCCGUCGCAACGACAACAGACAGCCUAAAUAACGGCUGUCGAUUUUCAAACUCUUUACCAUGCUACCGUUAGGCAUCCUCACCGCGGCGCAAGGCCACCCCAUGCUCGUUGAGCUCAAGAACGGCGAAACCCUCAACGGCCACUUGAUCCAAUGCGAUACAUGGAUGAAUCUGACACUAAGGGAGGUUGUUCAGACCAGCCCGGAAGGCGAUAAGUUUGUGAGGUUACCAGAGGUUUACGUCAAGGGAAAUAACAUCAAAUAUCUUCGAGUACCGGACGACGUGAUCGACAUUGCAAGGGAGCAGCAACACAGCCAACACGGUGGACACAGAGGCGGCCGCGGCGGCGGACAGAACAGAGGCGAUUAUGGCGGCCGUGGCGGCCGUGGCGGACGAGGAGGGGGCGACAGAGGUGGUCACAGGGGAGGCCGCGGCCGUGGCAGGGGCGCAUGA